UUACAUUGACCAGCUUUCGAUGCAGAGUCCCGUCUAUAGAUAUUUAUCAUUAUCGAUCUGUACUCCUAACCUCUACACUUAGUUCUAUUGUAAUGAAGACGAAACCAUUAAUAAUUCAGUUCUUUCGUUCUUUUUUUUUUUUGCCGCCGUUUCACCUCCUCGCUCAAAAUGUUAUCGAGCUCCUUCGACAUUUCUUGCUCUAGACAACUAUAUACAUUUUGCGUUCUCAAUGAUUACUUUAAAGCUGCUAUCAUUUGGAGCCGUACAGUCUGGCCGCUGCCACAGGGCAAUUUACGAAGCACUUCGUUAGUUUAUAGAAGCAUCAAGCCGGUUACGUUCCUGCGGAAAUCUCUUUGCUGAGAUUUCAUCACAUGCUCUUUCAAUCACUAUUUUUUUAAGUGACAUAUACGCUGUCGUAAACAAGUAUAGUAUUUUGCUUGUUCAUAAAUCUUGUUGCUUACAAAUACUCAUUUCAAGUACCGCUGGUGUGGCCAACCCUCUCGUGAGUAUGUGCCCCGUGUUGAAAAGGAAUGGACAUCGACAUCAGCAGCUCGCGCCUGCCUGUUCCCGUUCGUUGGGGCCACGCGUCCGCCGCCCAUCCCAGGGAGACAUGGCCAAGAAAGCCUCGACGGGUUCCCUGGACCGGUCGGACCUCGUCGACUUCGUCGUCGACGAUCGGACGGCCGAUGAGACCAGGGCCAUCUACAACAGCUGGGCGAACAAUUACGAGGAGGACAUGGCACUGCAGAAGUACAAGGCUCCGAGCAUCAUGGCUCACUUCAUCAGCCAGGAACUGCAGGUCAAGAAGGAUGCCCUUAUUUUGGACGUCGGAAGUGGAACCGGACUGCUCGGGGUGCAGCUGAAGAACCUCGGCUACAGCUACAUGGACGCCCUGGACUACAGCGAGGAGAUGAUGAGCGAAGCGAAGAAGAAGAGUCUCUACCAGCGCCACUUCCUCGAGAAGGUCUCCAAGAACAAGAAGCUCUCACUCAGGGACGGUGAGUACGACGUUGUGGCCCUGUGCGGUUGCCUCAUGCCCGGCCACAUCAUGCCGGACGCUCUUCCUGAGGUAGCUAGGCUCCUAAAGCCCAACGGCCGCCUGAUGUGGGUUCACCGCACGCUGGACUACUACGAGAGCAAGUCGGAGCAGUUCCUGGAGACGCGCUUCACGGGCACCCUGCAGGCGCUGUGUCGCCAGUUCCGCAUGGAGAUCGUCGUCCGCAAGAAGGUCCAGGAGUACCGGCUCAAGUGCGACGGCCAGAUCUUCGCUCUCAAGAAGAAGUGAAGACGUGCAGUGCCAUGGGUCCUCCUCCUCUCCUGUUGCGCUUACUCUCCCCCGUGCCGGGAAAGGAGGAACGGGCUCGUUCGCAGGAUUCGACGACGCUCUUGCAUGCGGGGCAAGCCAAGCCGGCAUCUGCUUCUAGCACGAAAUUAAAUUUACGCAUUGUGCGG
Messenger RNA from Dermacentor andersoni, 1452 nucleotides. Its product is annotated as methyltransferase-like protein 27. The record is from RefSeq and is a predicted model, not a curated record. NCBI's taxonomy places the organism in Eukaryota, Metazoa, Arthropoda, Arachnida, Ixodida, Ixodidae.